Messenger RNA from Scheffersomyces stipitis CBS 6054, 618 nucleotides. RefSeq lists its product as uncharacterized. The transcript is spliced from 2 exons. Lineage: Eukaryota; Fungi; Ascomycota; Pichiomycetes; Serinales; Debaryomycetaceae. The record is from RefSeq and is a predicted model, not a curated record. Bases 1 to 618 code for a protein of 205 amino acids.
AUGGGAAUUCCGUACCCAUUCUACGUGGACCAGCCUGGCACACUUGAAGCCGAAAUGUACCAUCAUCCUACUACUGCUGCUACUACUGCUACUACAAGCUGCCGUCAACAACUCAACACAGAAGAGGGAAAAGUGGUUCGAUCCUUCAUCUGUAACGAAUGUCAUACGCCGAUUCUGGUUUGUGCCUAUAAUCAGAAUUUCGAUAACCAAAACCCUAACGUAAGCGAUUUCCUGUUUGUAAAUGUUAAACCAGAAGAUCAUCUAGAGGUCCUCAACCAACAAAUUGUCGUCAACAACAUGUUCUGCUGCACUUGCAAUAGUUUCGUGGGGUUCAGAAUUAUCAACUUUAUUCCCGUACAGCCCAAGCUCAUAGAAUACGAAGUACCCAAAAUAGCGCAGGACUCGAACUCACAACCUUCGGACGAUGUACCAGAUAUAGAUCUUAUUCGAUUCAAGAACAAACUCAUUAAUAUAGAAAACGACCUAACGAUCAAAUCCCAACGCCUUAAUUAUUUGCAUUUUUUGAAAGCCAAUGAAAAACUCAUAGGGCGCUAUUAUCUUGCAUUAUCGCGAGUCAAGUUAACCGAUAUUCGGUAUGGAACUAUUCAGGCAGACUAG